Molecule: messenger RNA, 4964 nt
Organism: Sardina pilchardus (European sardine)
Lineage: Eukaryota; Metazoa; Chordata; Actinopteri; Clupeiformes; Clupeidae
Gene: tmem131l
Product: transmembrane 131 like
Exons: 34
Coding region: 110-4723 (1537 amino acids)
Cellular component (GO): membrane
Source: RefSeq, a predicted model, not a curated record
GUAUAGUAUAGCCUGCGAGGGUGUGUGAGGGUGAAUGAGAGAAAGAGAGAAAGAGAAAGCAGCUCGCUACUAGCGGACAUACGGUAGGCUGCUAACUGAACAUAGCAGCAUGGCGGGGCAAAGGGACUUCCAACAAGGCAGCCACUGCCACAGAAAAACGUGGAUUAAUAUACUACUUGGGAUCCUACAGCUGUUAUUAUCCUGCCUUCAACAUGGAGGUGCUCAACUGUCAGCCCUUACUCCAGUGCCCAGCGUGGUGGAGGUAUUGCAGGCAGAAGAUGUGGACUUUUUGGUCCCUACACAGGCGGAGGAAGAGCGCAGCAAAGAGAGUCUCCCACAGGAAGAGAGCUCUUCGUUUUAUGGGCGGGAGAGUGGAAGACCACUCCGAUUCCAGCCUCCAACUCUAGAGUUUGGGACACAGCCGCUGGGGCUGCCAAGAGCUGAAACUGUAUACAUACACAACCCCAGCCCGGAGCUGCCUCUGACUCUGUUGUCAAUAUUUACAUCUAGUAGACAUUUUCACAUGCCUUCCUUCCAUCAAAGGGUGAUUCCACCCCGAGGGAAGACUUCAUUUAAACUAAUUUUCCUUCCGACAGAGGAGGGAAAUGUAGAGAAUUCCUUAUUUAUUAAUACAUCUACCCACGGGGUCUUAUCAUACCAGGUUUUUGGUGUUGGAGUCCCGUGGGGCUCUCGACGAGAUGAGCACCUAAGAAAUAGUGUGCUAAUAUCCCCUCAUAUAAAGAGCAUUAAGCUGACACAGACUCAGGAAGAGGCCUCGAAUAUAACCAUCCUGGGACUUCUGCUGCACUGCAGCUUGCCUAAAAAUGUGUACAGCCAUCCUCAGGGCUCUUGUUUUGUGGCUGAGGAGGAGGGGAUGUUCUCGCUGCUGAUCAGCCUGUCGGAGCGAGGGGAGCAGCAGGCCCACCUGGACAAGCUGAAGCCCUACGUCAUCGAGAACCUCAUGGUGCUCCUCCUCAUCCCUGCGCCCAGCACCACCACUGCAGCUCCCAGAAUAGAUGUUUAUAUGCUGAAUGCAGGAACAAAAAAGCUGUUUGUCAAGGAUAUCCAGCUCUUAUCAAAAAUAGGAAGUGCUCUUGAGUUCAACCAAGUUCUACUGAGGACCUCUGCAACCAACUUCACUCAUGUAUCCUCACUGUCUUGUAAAAGUUCCACUGUGGCUCCAAGCAGAACGUGCUCCAGCCAGAUCAACUUGCAGCUCCUGGGCAACGCCUCCAUCAGGGGUCUACCGCACACACACGGGUCUAGUGUUGACCUGGCGGCGCUGUUUCAGCUGAGGCAGCAGCAGAGAGGCAGUGACCUCGUUGACCUCUGGUUCACCAACCUCCUGGGCUUCCCUCUCACCAUCACAAAUGUCUCCAUCCCUCAGGAAGCACUUGGCCUGCUCAAGGUGGUGGACUUCAGCCGGCCCGUCACAGCGCCCUCUGGCUGCUGGAGGCUUGUGUCCCUGCAGCUCCUCAACAGAACCCUGCCUGUCAACCUCAUUGCCACGGUAACGCUGCAGUCCAAGGCAGGUCUCACUCUGGUGGUGCCACUGCAUGUCCGCUCCACUGCAUCACAGCUGGGAGAGGUUCUGUUUGAGACGGGUGCAGAGUGUGCUCGUCCCUGUUCCCUCAGGCUGUCCAGAGCAGGUCGAGUUGAGUGGCAGCAUACGCUCCUCCUGCAGUCCGCCUCUGCCCUGUGGAGUGCAGACAGUAGCCUGGCCUCCACUGUCCACUCGCGCUGGCAGAACCGCAAAGACCAGCUGCCCUGCAGAUGGCCCAGGCUCCCUGUGCAGAGCAGCUCCCCGCUGGACUUUGGGGCCACUCCGGUCAACGAGAGCAAGUUGAAGAGCCUGAUCCUGAAGAAUCCUUCAGGUUCUGUUGUUUCCGUGGAGAUCCGAGCCCUGUCCUCCUACCCUGCUCCGCUGGAGGCUUUGGAUCUGCUCACUAAAUGGUUCAACAUCAGCCCCCUGUCUGUGAACAUCUCCACCACAGAGUUCUGUGUCCUGCCUGCUGACUCCAAGGACGGCGAGGGCGUCCAGGCGGGUCCAGACGGGAGCCUGCGGCUGCUGCUGCAGCCCUGGGAGAGCCGCACCGUGGCCGUGGUCUACACGCCCGCCGAGCACAAGCCCGUCACCUCCCUACUGCUCAUCAGGAACAACUUGACCGUUUUCGACAUGGUGACGGUGAAGGGCCUGGGGGCCAAAGAGCUGCUGCGUGUGGGGGGGAAGCUGCCGGGCCCCGGGGCGUCGCUCCGCUUCAACGUGCCCCAGUCCACGCUCAUGGAGUGCAGAGAUGGUGUGCGCACAAACAAGCCCUUGUUUGCGAUACGCAAGAGCUUCAAGGUGGAGAAUGCAGGCGAGCUACCUCUGACCGUCAUGUCCAUGAACAUCAAUGGCUACAAGUGCCAGGGCUUUGGCUUUGAAGUCCUACAGUGUAGAUCCUUCACUCUGGACUACAACAGCUCCUCAGAGAUCACCAUAGCGUUUACUCCAGACUUCACGUCCUCGUGGGUGAUCAGGGACCUGACUCUGGUGACGACGCGCGGCUCCUCGUUUCCCUUCACGCUCAACGUGACGCUGCCGCACCACAUGCUGCCGCUCUGUGCUCAGGUGGUGCCCGGGCCCAGCUGGGAGGAGUCCUUCUGGGUGGUCACCCUCGUCUUCACCUGUUUCUCCCUGGCUGGCGUGUGUCUGAUGGCGUUCCACCAGGCGCAGUACAUCUUGAGCGAGUUCACUUCCUCAAGCCACCGCAGCAACCACAACUCCCACUCACGAGAAAACGGGGUCGUCAGCAACGUCUCCUCCAAUGGCGUCUGUAAAUUGAAAGGAAGCUGCAAAAGCUACACUGACCCGUGCCAGACCUCUGACAAAGGGAAGGGCCGAGGCUCUCCGGCGGUGGCCAACGGGCCGACCAGGAGCCAGGCCUCUUCCAAGAAGAGCUCGGCCGGCCCCGCCCAGCCCCAGAAGAAGCACAAAGUGUCCGUCCUCUACGGGAAGUACAAAGUGACCGCGAGCGCCAGCCCGAACGCCGCCGCCGCCGCCCCUCCCUCCCCCAGCCCCUCCCCGUCCCCUCGGCCCGUGUCUCCGAGCCUCCCCGUGGACGAGGAGCGUCCGGACGAGCAGGUGUCGGAGCAGAGCAUGGACACGCGCAACAACAACAACAGCAGCAUCCUCCUCGGCCACGACGUGCUGGACGAGAGGCCGGCCCCGGCCGACAAGAGGCCGCCGCUCAAGGAGCCCAGGGAGAAGGAGGCGCUUAUGUUUCCCAUGGAAACGCGCGUGAUCUUCCCACAGAACCCCUGCCCGGCGCCGGCCUUCAAGGCCAGCCCACUCCCCGAGGUGGCCCCGCAGAAGGAGAGCGCAGGGAAGAGGGACAUGGCCAAAAGGGACAACAUGGAGAUGGAGCCAAGAGACGGCCCUGGCGGCCAGCGGAAGAGAGUGGAGAAGAGCGACGCUGGCGCCCCAGUAGCCAACAGCAAGAGUGGGAAGAGAGGCUCGGGGAAGGGGCGCAGGAAGGCCACGGAUAUGACCACUGGGGUCCCAGAGGCGGGUGUUGCGGUGCUGUCCGAGAGGGAGAGGGAGCCGGAGCACCGAGACCCACGCACUGCCCCCAGGCUGCGCGGCCACUGCUCCAGCGUGAAACCAGACCUACCGAAGGCAGGACCCAGCCUGGACUGCUCUCUCAAACAGAACGGCUUGAGCCUGGCUCGGCCCAGGAGGAAGUGCCCUGAGCGCCAGCCACGGUGGGAGUCGGGCUCGGACAGCUCGUCGGGCAGUUCAUCGGGCAGCGUGCGGGCCAGCAGGGGCAGCUGGGGCAGCUGGAGCAGCACCAGCAGCAUGGAGGGCGACAGGGAUGCCAACACACGGCAGCACUGUGCCAACCCGGCCCGCAAAAGAGACAACAUGCAAAACAACCUUCACCCAGCAGAUCGAGAAAGCCAUCAGAUUAUCAAUCCCAGUUGUAAAACUCAGAGCAUGAACUGUCUGUACCGGAAGGAAGUGUGCCAAAUGCCAGAGCCCGCGCCCCCUGUGCCUACUUUUGCGCCAAGCUUCGCUGCCGUGGCAGCAGGGCCUGACAGGAGUAUGGAUGUGGCCAGCUCAUACGUGCCAGAAGAGACAUGGUCUGCUCCCUCUGUUCCUUUGACCAACGAGUUCAGGUACAACAUGACCGAGUCGCUGCCUUUCGUACCUCAAAGCCCAACCCCUUCUCCCUACAAUGGUUUUCCAUGGCCUGGCGUGAACAACCAAUGCAACAGCACUUACCCAUACAACAGCCAGAGCAAUUACAUGGCAGCAGGGAAUGCCCACUUCAAGAAUGCGUACGCGUGUCGCGAGAGCCAAUCAGUGCCCUUCAGCCAUCAGCCAGCAUGGGGGGAGGACGGCGGUCAGGAGGCGCCCUCCUCCUGGGACCUGGCCGGAUGUGUGGGCAGCAAGCCCUAUUUCCCCGGCACGCGCAGCCUCUCCCCCAUGUCCAGCCUGUUCGGCUCCAUCUGGACCCCUCAGAGCGAGCCCUACCAGAGCCACUUCCACCAGGAGCGCUCGGCGCCCGUCUCCCCCCACACCUCCUUCAGCCGGGAGCCCGGCAGCGGCUGCCCUCCCAAGCAGUACUCCAGCUUUAACCCCUUCGGCCCCCACAUGAACCUGGACAUCUGGAACUCCUCGUCCAGCCGCAGCUCCAACUCCCAGCUGUCAAACGACUCGGGUUACUGCGGUGACAUCUGACAAUUUGACAAAAAAAAAAAAAAAGAACAAUGAUGCAAAACUUACGAUGACGGCAAAGACAACCGAAGAAUGUGCUUUUAUCAAUAAUGGGGAAAAAUGUGAAUAUUCUUUUUUUUUUUUGUUCUUCUGUUACCUUUUUUUUCUCAAACAUUCAAUGUCGUGAGAAGUUAAACAUAUGUUGUAUAUUUUUCUAGAUGUUUUGCAGUUUUGAUCAAAAAAUAAAAAAAAGUUUUGUAUUUGA